This is a messenger RNA of Mytilus trossulus (common blue mussel), 981 nucleotides long. Its product is annotated as nicotinamidase-like. NCBI's taxonomy places the organism in Eukaryota, Metazoa, Mollusca, Bivalvia, Mytilida, Mytilidae. The transcript has 6 exons. The record is from RefSeq and is a predicted model, not a curated record. The coding region runs from base 133 to 963 and encodes 276 amino acids.
CGUUACUUACAUCCAGCAGACGUUAUCAAAUUAACCCGCGGGACCCUCCGAGAAACUAAGUGAUUACGAUACAAAUACAUCCUUAAAUCAAAAGAAUGUUAAAUUAUCUAGUUACAGAAUAAUUUGGACAUUAUGAUAUCUCCGUGCUGGUUAUCGGCACUAACUUUCAUCUUGCUGUUGGAUUUAACAUGUGCACGACAGAUAGCAUUAUUGAUUAUUGAUGUCCAAAACUGUUUCCUACCUGGUGGAAGUCUAGCGGUAACCGAAGGAGAUCAGGUGAUACCAUUAAUAAACAAUAUCCGGUCAGAAUUUAAAGCAGACCUUUCAUUGGUGGUUUUAUCACAAGACUGGCAUUGCAGUGACCACAUCUCAUUUGCGUCUCAGCAUAAUGGUGCCAGAAAAGUAAUUCAGCUUUUGUAUGAUAAAUCAGGUUCCUUAUGUGAUGAAAACAACAGUUGCACUGAAGUGGCAUACAAUCUUACACAGCACAUGUGGCCUGACCAUUGCGUUAUAAACACUCCAUCAGCUAACUUUUCACACAACUUGGUUCAUGAGCCAUCCGACCUUGUUGUUAGAAAAGGAUAUAACUGCAAGGUAGAUUCUUAUUCUGCAUUUUACGACAAUGGCGGUUUCCGCCAUACGGAAUUGCACGAUAAGCUCCAGGAAGCCGGAAUAGACGCUUUAAUUAUAACAGGACUGGCACGUGAUUUCUGUGUUUACUAUACAGCAAUGGAUGCUAAGAAACUGGGAUAUGAAACAUACGUUGUAUUAGAUGCGACAAGACCAGUCACCAAGACAACAGGAGAUUCUGCGGUAGCUGAUAUGAAAAUAAAAGGUAUUCAGAUAAUCGAAUCACCAGAUGUAGCUCGGGUAAUUGCUCAGCUGACCAGUGAUGCGAACUAUUUACAUUCAACGUUUAUAUUGAUGAUUUCUAUAAUUCUAUGUUUCUUUAAGUGCUUGUAGUAAAUUGUCAAAUAUAAA